AUGUUCCGCGAUGAGACUGAAUCUGUCGCGCGGAAGGCGCGUUCUUCUCAGUCUUCUGCGGCUUCUACCCCAUCUUCAUCUAGAUCCCGAAUGGCGUCCCGAUCGCCUCGUUCCGUUUUCCCGGGACGAAUUUACCCAUCCUCCGUGACAACUAAACAUGUAUCUACAGGCUUUGGUUUCCAUUCCGAUCCUGAGCACACAUUUUGUAUGCACCAGGCUAGACAAAGUCCCGUUGAGACACACCCCAACACGACAAUUUCAAAGCAGGAGGCUGUUUGCUUUUUCCUCCAGUCCCACGCCAGUUCCGGCAGUUUUCUAGCAACCGACAUUUUGACAAAAUUUCUCACGGAUUCUAGUGAGUCACUAGGUCAACGGGCUAUACAAUGCAGCAUCGACGCGGUUGCCAGCGCCAUGUUCUCGCGUGUUCGAAGAGUCGCAUCACUAAAACACACCGCACUUCAAGAAUAUGGAUCUGCGCUGAAGUUAGUCAAUCAGGCGCUCGCAAAUCCCGACGAGGCUAAGACGGACCAGACGCUUGGUGCGGUUGUUCUUUUAUCAUUAUAUGAAAUCAUCAUGUCAAGAGCUCCGCAGGGCAUCGAGGGCUGGAUGAAUCAUAUUUGUGGAGCGGCAGCUCUACUACAACACCGGGGGGCUGCACAAUUGCAAAGUGACGUAGGAAUCCGGCUUUUUCUGCAUGUGAGAUAUCAGAUCAUCAUCAGUUGUCUCCAGCGCGAUGUGCAUGUACCCAGCUCGCUACUGGAAUGUGUAACACUCGAUAUAACCCCCGCAAGAAAUUAUGCCCUUGGCACUGAAAUCAUCUUAAUUAUCGGCAAUUUGUCGAAUCUGCGUGCAAGUAUUCAUGCGCAAGCCUUGAAUGAUCCCCAAGAGAUCAUCAGUGCGGCUUGUGCCAUCGAAGCAGACCUUCUUGCCUGGUUAGCCGCUCUGCCACCUGACUUUACGUAUACUAGCUAUGCAAUCAUGCCAUUGGACCGUUCUUUCGAACGCCGCUGUCACGGAAUUCGACCCUACAACGAUGAAUACCACAUCUAUCCAGACAUUUGGGCUGCUAAUUGCUGGAAGCACUAUCGUUGCGCACGCAUUCUUGUCAGUGAACUUAUAUUAUCCCAAGUCCACAAGCUAUCCAACCGCUCGCCUACCUCCGUAUCCGACGACUUUCGUUUAUACUGCAUGUCUCUACGGUCGACCAUCCGUCGCCUAGGUGCCGACAUCUGCCGCAGUGUCCCAUUUUACCUGGGCGCGUGCAACUCGAAGGUGCUCCCAGAUGCGCCUAUACUCCCACCAGAGAGCUACCUGGGUGGCCUUAUGAUGCUCUGGCCCUUAGUCAUUGCCGGCAUGGUCGAGGGACCGACUGAUCCACAGCGGCGGUGGGUAAUACAGUGUCUCCAGACGAUAGGGAACACGUGGGGACUGGCACAAGCCCUAGCAUUGAUGGAUCUUCUCAUCGUGGACCCGGGAAUGUUCCAUUCUGUGGAAAUAUAUGGCGAAGCCGCUGAUACGGCAGCUGGAUUGCUGGAAGUACUUCCGUUCUCCAUCUACCAUGUGUCGUAUCAUGAUCUUCCUGCGUUGAGGGAGUAUCGAGAGCUCCAGGCAUCUUCGGCCUAA
This is a messenger RNA of Penicillium robsamsonii, 1623 nucleotides long. RefSeq lists its product as uncharacterized. The record is from RefSeq and is a predicted model, not a curated record. The transcript is spliced from 3 exons. Bases 1 to 1623 code for a protein of 540 amino acids. NCBI's taxonomy places the organism in Eukaryota, Fungi, Ascomycota, Eurotiomycetes, Eurotiales, Aspergillaceae.